Molecule: messenger RNA, 1736 nt
Organism: Brassica oleracea var. oleracea
Lineage: Eukaryota; Viridiplantae; Streptophyta; Magnoliopsida; Brassicales; Brassicaceae
Exons: 9
Coding region: 59-1543 (494 amino acids)
Source: RefSeq, a predicted model, not a curated record
GACGAAGCAGAAGUACAGUUUGUUACCAUUUCAUUCAUUUGCCUUCCUUCCCCUCUCGAUGGAGGGAGACAAACAAACGCACGAUGAGAAGCAGUCAUCAGAGGAAGAAUCAAUUCGGAGAGAGGAUCCCGAAACUGAGAAACCGACACCGGAGAACACUGGUGGAUGGGGCUGGGGGUUCUCUGUGCUCUCAGAUCUUCAAAAAGCCGCCGAAGAUUUAUCUCGUAAUGCUGCAGCAGUGGCAGAGAAAGCAGCGAAAAGCAUUGCGGAUAUGCAAGAAGCGGAUGAAGACUCAGAAUCUUCUGCCAAGGAAGAAGAGAUAACUGAUACAGAGCAGGAUAGUGAUGAUGAGAGUGACAAGUUAAAGAAGUUAGCUUUAGGCAAAUUGGAGGAUGCAAGUGAAGAGUCUCUUCUUAGCCAGGGUUUGAAGGUUUUCGAUGAUUCAGUUGAGAGUUUCACUUCUGGAGCUUGGAUGGCGCUAGGAAAUGCGCUAAAAGGAGGCACAAGUUUGGUGCAAAAGCUUGAAGACAGUGUCCAGCAAGGUUCUUCGCCUAGGGAAGCUGGAUCUGGUGCACCGUCUCUAUUGGAGACGGGAAAAGCAUUAACUGCCAAAGGAAUGCAAGUUCUUGAGUUUGUUGGCAAGGAGACUAUGGAUUUAUUGAUUACAGAGACUGGUCUCGGAAAUGAGAAGAACAGGGAUCAAAUGAUGGAGGAAGUGACGUUUGAUCGAUGCUUUUACAUUUAUGGUGGUCCUGAGCAGCUCGAGGAAUUAGAAGCAUUGUCAAGCCACUAUACUCUGUUGUUCAACAGGAGAAAGGGGAAACUGUCGCAAGAUGAGAAAGUGUUGUUUGAUGGGACGCUCAAACAGAUCCAGCAACUAUUCAGCUUCGCUGAUGAAAUGAGUGGACGUAAAGCAGAGUCUGACAAAGGGAAGAAAAUAGAUAUUAACACCGAAGGCAAUGAUGAUGACAUGAAGAAUCUGUACAACUCCAGCGUCAGCAAAGCUGCUGAUAUGGCUGCUGGGUUCACAAACGCUUUAGCGGGUCUAAACAUAAACGAUACGAUCCAGCGGACCGGUGGCAGGCUUGACUCUCUUCACUCAGAAGGAGUUCAUGGACUUUCUGAGAUGUGCUGUUUUGCAGUCACUCAUCUGCUUAUUCUCGGUAAAUCCAUGACAUCUCAUGCCAACAGAGUUGAGGAUGAAGACGCUGAGACAUUAAAAAUCGAGUGGCCAGAGGAUCCCACUGAAAAAGCUAGGCUGAUUAGAGGUAAGGCAGAAUUGAUGGCUGGAUAUGUGGAAGCAGUUUCCAACAGUUUUAUAACAGGUAUAUCAGAUGUCUCUGAAACAUUCUCAGCUGCGAUCAAAGGAGCUGCCGCUGAUGAUUCCAAAGAUGAACUUCUGAAAACAUCAACCAUGGAGGAAAAGGCAAGCACUUUCAACAAUAGUCUUCGCUCUGACCAAACCACAGCUAUCACAAAGAUCCAGGAAGGACUUCAAUACCUGUCCUAUGUCGUGAUAACUACCUCAAUGCCCUCUGCUUGAUAUAAUAAGAGAGUCAGAUUGGUCUUGUUUGUGCGUUUUCCUUCUUAAUACAUGACUCAGGAUCCGAUUCAGUUUCCUUUGUAGAUAUUAUCUCUUUCGCCAGCUGCUCUUAUGGCAAGUCAUUUCCACUUUAGCUGUACUCUGUUAUUUGGAUCUUAACUUUGAUAACAUCUGAAAACAAAUAUUAAAAGAA